Danaus chrysippus (African queen) is the source of this 432-nucleotide messenger RNA. The record is from the annotation of a GenBank genome assembly. NCBI's taxonomy places the organism in Eukaryota, Metazoa, Arthropoda, Insecta, Lepidoptera, Nymphalidae.
AUGGAGGAGCCUUAUUGGUCGUCAAAUACGACUGAUGAAUCUUCGGAAUCAUUAUUUGAAGUCACUGGUUAUCCAAUGACUGGUGACGUCCCUAUACUGAAUAGAAAGGGAAAGGAGUUGUGUCUGCCUCGCGGUUCACAAUAUUAUCCAGGCGAGAUGUUGGACCCUAUGCUGAGAACUGUUUCAUUAACAAUUACUUCACCUAAUUACUAUUGCCAGGGAUACAGAAAGCACGAGACUCCAGUCCGCAGAGGUAUGUUUUGUACUGGCAUGGCUCGUGAGGAACAUCCAACAUUUCCCUGUCUGGCAGUUCCCGGGGCCCCACUAGUUGUAAGGGGAAAAUUGGCGGCAAUCUUGUCUUGGGGCUUUGGAUGUGGUUAUCAGAACGAUCUUCCUCUCGUUUAUACUGACACAAAAUAUUAUAUAAAGUAA